This is a messenger RNA of Closterium sp. NIES-67, 1809 nucleotides long. The record is from the annotation of a GenBank genome assembly. NCBI's taxonomy places the organism in Eukaryota, Viridiplantae, Streptophyta, Zygnematophyceae, Desmidiales, Closteriaceae.
CCAAGACCGCCAAUCUGAGUCAGAACUCGAGCCAAGCGACCUGCGUUAGAGGAGUUCCACGUACAUGCUUCUCUUCCGCUCGCAGCGAACCCCAAACUUCAUUGCGCCUCGCGACGUUGCGACGUGUCGGUGGAAGUUGAAUCAGACAGCAUCUAGCUGCUGUGGCGGCUUUCGUUACAUUCUGCCGGUCUUUCGAAGCGCGGCUUUUGGGGUCUUCGCGUCUCGACGCUCGUGAAGCUAAUGUGGCCACUAAUACCUGCAGCGCUGGUGGCAGCAGGGGCCGCGUGGGCGUACUGGGAGCAGACCAAGUCUCCUGUGGAGUGGGAGGGAGGCCGGCGCAAGGCCAUUGUGCCCUUCUUAAAGCCCCAGUCUUACUAUGAGUCAAAGGGGGUCAAGUGCGUGGAGGUGUACUACCGCAACAGCAGAGGCGUUGAGAUCUUCACGAAGCGAUGGCAGCCGUUGGAUGGGGUGGUGAGGGGCAUCGUGGUAUACUGCCAUGGAUAUGGCGACACGUGCACGUACCACUUUGAUGCCGUGGCAGUGCGCAUGGCGCAGCAGCAGUACCUGGUGUAUGGCAUGGACUACGAGGGCCAUGGGUGCUCGCAGGGGCUGCAUGCAUACAUCCCCCGAUUCGACACCGUCAUUGAUGAUGUGGUUGAAUUCACCGAUGCGUUGCGAGCCUCUCCUGCCCUCGCCUCUCUUCCCGUCUUCCUGUACGGCGAGUCCAUGGGCGGCGCAGUGGCCAUCAAGACGCACUGGCGCCGCCCAGACGCCUUCCGAGGCGGCGUCUUCCUCUCGCCCAUGUGCAAGAUAGCAGAUGAGCUGAUGCCACCCCCAGUGGUGGUGUCGGCCUUCCUGGCGCUCAACCACGUGAUUCCCAAGGUCAGGAUGGUGCCGGGGAAGGACAUCAGUGACAUCGGCAUGAGAGACCUCACCAACAGGAAGAGGGCCCAUCAAAAUCCGAUGUCGCUGAGAGGGCUUUCUCGAGUGGGCACUGCCGUGUCGCUGCUGCGAACCACUCAGGAGAUCGGCAGCCGAAUGAAGGAGCUCUCCCUGCCGUGCUUCAUUCUGCACGGCAGCGGGGACGUGGUAACAGACCCGGCUCUCUCCAAGGAGCUGCACUCAGAGGCCAGCAGCACCGACAAGACACUCAAGAUCUACGAGGGUUCCUGGCACGGGCUCACAUCUGGGGAGCCUGACGAUGUAAUCGAGAAGGUGAUAGCGGAUAUUGUGGCAUGGAUUGGUGCGAGAAGCAGCGCUGCUACAGUGGAUUUGAAGGGAGUUAAUGAGAAGCUACUGGAACCGCCUUUCAAGGCUGACGAGGAUACAGCCAAGGAGGUGGAGGUGCAACAUGGGAACGCGCCCUAAAUCCUCCAAGGAGCUUCACUCAGAGGCCAGGUGCACCGAUGCAUGAGGGCUCCUGGCAUGGCAUGGGCUCACGUGACACAUCCCGGGAGCCUGACGAUGUGAUAGAGCAGAUCCAAGGGGAUUCCGUGGAGUGGAUUGCUGCAUGUAGCUGUUUUGAUACAGUGGAUUGGUAGGGGGUAAAUGUGAGGUUACUGUAGGGGGAAGGGUAAGGGGGUGUGGAGGAGCCAGAUUGGAGGAUGGAGCUAAGGGUGCAUUCCUACGACCUACGGCAGUUUGUUCCUUCGUCUGUCUGCACGUAUUUCCCGAGCCGCGCGGCAGUUUGUUCAAACCAUUUUGUUAUAUAAUUGGUAGGCUUGGUAGGUGUUACUGAAACCUACUGUAGAGAGUACAACCCCCCUCCUUGUAUGCCUCUCUUCUAUUCUCGACUCCCGUUUCUCUCCU